Messenger RNA from Notolabrus celidotus (New Zealand spotty), 1874 nucleotides. Its product is annotated as ras-related protein Rab-15-like. Gene Ontology annotation, molecular function: GTP binding; GTPase activity. NCBI's taxonomy places the organism in Eukaryota, Metazoa, Chordata, Actinopteri, Labriformes, Labridae. Bases 112 to 750 code for a protein of 212 amino acids. The record is from RefSeq and is a predicted model, not a curated record. The transcript is spliced from 7 exons.
AAGUUUCCGAGGGACCCUGAAGGCAGCUCACAGCCACAGUGCGCUUGAGAACAUCACCGAGCUCAGCUACAUGGUAGAGUCAUGCUUCUCUCUAUAUUGUAGCUUUGUGUCAUGGCUAAACAGUACGACGUUUUGGUCAGGCUGCUCAUGCUGGGGGACUCGGGGGUCGGGAAGACUUGCAUGUUGCGCAGGUUCACGGAAAGUGAAUUUAACCCUACACAUAUCUCAACAAUCGGAGUUGACUUCAAGAUGAAAACACUUGAAAUAGAUGGCGUCAAGGUGCGAGUACAGAUAUGGGACACAGCUGGUCAGGAGCGGUAUAAGACCAUUACCAAACAGUACUACAGGAGAGCACAGGGCAUCGUUUUCGUCUACGACAUCACUAACAGGCUGUCCUUUCAGCACCUGGCGAUGUGGGCCACUGAUGUGGAUGAAUUUGCCCCAGAUAAGGUGCAGAGGAUUUUAGUUGGAAACAAGUCCGAUGAUGAGCCCAGCAGGGAGGUGACAAGGGACCAAGGAAGCAAGUUGGCAGAAACCUAUGGGAUGGACUUCUUUGAGACCAGUGCCUCCACCAGCACUAACAUCUCUGAGUCCUUCACACGAGCGACAGAACUGGUGCUGCAGGCUCACAUGAGAGACGUGGACGACCUGCUGGGAUCUCUUGAUGACUACCUGGAGAAGGCUGCUCUGGAGACAGAGAAAGGCAAUCAAGAUACUGAUGAAAACACCCGAAAGCCCUGCGCCUGUUGAAAAGAGAGACAUCCCGGUGCCACGGCUGAUGCUAAAGCCAAUAUUUUCCCCACCGUGACUUGACUCAUUCUUGUCUACCUUCCUCAUACCUCAUGACCUGUUGGCUGAGAAGGUGCUCGAAUGGUUUCACUUUACAAAGUCAAUACAGUGACAUGCUGAUAAAUACUGUUACCAUAAGCGACCAGCAGAGGGCAGUUUUUUGCUUGUUGAAUUAACCAUGCUGAGUCUUCACCAUCAGUUUACCGUUUUCCACAGCGUCUGCUAUUUUGUUGCAUUUUAGAACUAAGAAAAAAGUCUUAACAUAUAUAGAUUGAUUUAAAAUGUACAGACCCAUAUGAGAAGCUGCUUAUGGGGGCUGCAAACAGAAACAUGCUUAAACACGGUAGCCUGAGGAUGGUGUUGAAUUAUUCACACCUCGAAACUCAAACCAAGCAGGGGUGGAUUCAUUUACACAACGGACUUACUUCCUCAGGAGAGACAGUGUCGUGCCUUGUCAGUUGACCUUUCUGAAUGGAGUACAUAUUUAUUUUCCAGCCUGAAUGUAUAUGUACAGUUUUUUUUAUGUGUGACUGCCAUUGCCUCCUGUAUGUUAUGCACUUAAGCAAUGUGACAGCAGUUUAGCAUAGUGUUUUUGGGUCUGUUGAGGUGCCAUACAAAAUAUAGUUUUAAUCUAAUUAUUGAAACCUAAAGAUGUUCCAAUCAAGCCAUGAAUGAGUGAAUAAAUUAAAUGUGUUGUAUUUGAAAGUAGUUUAUUGGAAGUCUGAGCCUUGCUGAGUCACUAAAUUUGGAUCGAGAGUGAAGUGAGGUCCUAAGAGAGCUCAAACAAUUGGUUCAUUCAUUUUUUAUCACCUGCUUUGAAAGACAGGUGAUCACAUGUUUAACCUUCAAUGAAUGGAGACAUUGGAUACACAGAUACCAUACAAUGACAAACAUACAAUUAUGAACAAUGUUUCCUAAAUAACUAUGCUUUUGAUAGGGAAAUUCAUGCUGGGAUAAUAACCAGAUUUUAGUUGAUUUUCAGGUAUUGACAUUAUUUCGGCUGAUAAACAUUUCAAAUUUAAACACUUCUCAAAGUUUCACAAGAAUAGAACAACGCACCUUGAUGCAAAUAAUGCAAAAACCAC